GGUGAGAGCUGCGCAGCGCUGGCUGCUGGCUGGCCUCGCGGAGACGCCGAGCGGACGCGGCCGGCGCCGGCUUGUGGGCUCGCCGCCUGCAGCCAUGACCCUCGCAGCCUGUCCCUCGGCCUCCGCCCGGGACGUCUAAUAUCCCACACGGUCGCGCGCAGCUUCUGGAGAGCCGGCAGCUGCCCCCUCAUCGCCGCAUCACACUCCCUUCCCGGGAGCUGGGAGCAGCGCGGGCAGCCGGCGCCCCCGUGCAAACUGGGGGUGUCUGCCAGAGCAGCCCCCGCUGCUGCCGCUGCUGCCCCCGACGCUGGCCAUGGCCUGGCGGGGCGCAGGGCCAAGCGUCCCGGGGGCGCCCGGGGGCGUCGGUCUCAGUCUGGGGUUGCUGCUGCAAUUGCUGCUGCUCCUGGGGCAGGCGCGGGGCUUCGGGGACGAGGAGGAGCGGCGUUGCGACCCCAUCCGCAUCUCCAUGUGCCAGAACCUCGGCUACAACGUGACCAAGAUGCCCAACCUGGUGGGGCACGAGCUUCAGACGGACGCCGAGCUGCAGCUGACAACUUUCACACCGCUCAUCCAGUACGGCUGCUCCAGCCAGCUGCAGUUCUUCCUUUGUUCUGUUUAUGUGCCAAUGUGCACAGAGAAGAUCAACAUCCCCAUUGGCCCGUGCGGCGGCAUGUGUCUUUCAGUCAAGAGACGCUGUGAACCUGUCCUGAAGGAAUUUGGAUUUGCCUGGCCAGAGAGUCUGAACUGCAGCAAAUUCCCACCACAGAACGACCACAACCACAUGUGCAUGGAAGGGCCAGGUGAUGAAGAGGUGCCCUUACCUCACAAAACCCCCAUCCAUCCUGGGGAAGAGUGUCACUCUGUGGGAACCAAUUCUGAUCAGUACAUCUGGGUGAAAAGGAGCCUGAACUGUGUUCUCAAGUGUGGCUAUGAUGCUGGCUUAUACAGCCGCUCAGCCAAGGAGUUCACCGAUAUCUGGAUGGCUGUGUGGGCCAGCCUGUGCUUCAUCUCCACUGCCUUCACAGUACUGACCUUCCUGAUCGAUUCUUCUAGGUUUUCCUACCCUGAGCGCCCCAUCAUAUUUCUCAGUAUGUGCUAUAAUAUUUAUAGCAUUGCUUAUAUUGUCAGGCUGACUGUAGGCCGGGAAAGGAUAUCCUGUGAUUUUGAAGAGGCAGCAGAACCUGUUCUCAUCCAAGAAGGACUUAAGAACACAGGAUGUGCAAUAAUUUUCUUGCUGAUGUACUUUUUUGGAAUGGCCAGCUCCAUUUGGUGGGUUAUUCUGACACUCACUUGGUUUUUGGCAGCAGGACUCAAAUGGGGUCAUGAAGCCAUUGAAAUGCACAGCUCUUAUUUCCACAUUGCAGCCUGGGCCAUCCCUGCAGUGAAAACCAUUGUCAUCUUGAUUAUGAGACUGGUGGAUGCAGAUGAGCUGACUGGCCUAUGCUAUGUUGGAAACCAAAAUCUCGAUGCCCUCACCGGGUUCGUGGUGGCUCCCCUCUUUACUUAUUUGGUGAUUGGAACUUUGUUCAUUGCUGCAGGUUUGGUGGCCUUGUUCAAAAUUCGGUCAAAUCUUCAAAAGGAUGGGACAAAGACAGACAAGUUAGAAAGACUGAUGGUCAAGAUCGGGGUGUUCUCAGUACUGUACACAGUUCCUGCAACAUGUGUGAUUGCCUGUUAUUUUUAUGAAAUCUCCAACUGGGCACUCUUUCGGUAUUCUGCAGAUGAUUCCAACAUGGCUGUUGAAAUGUUGAAAAUUUUUAUGUCUUUGCUGGUGGGCAUCACUUCGGGCAUGUGGAUUUGGUCUGCCAAAACUCUUCACACGUGGCAGAAGUGUUCCAACAGAUUGGUGAAUUCUGGAAAGGUAAAGAGAGAGAAAAGAGGAAAUGGUUGGGUGAAGCCUGGGAAAGGCAAUGAGACUGUGGUAUAAGGCUAGUCAGCCUCCAUGCUUUCUUCAUUUUGAAGCAGGGAAUGCCAGCAUUUUGGAGGAAAUUCUACUAAAAGUUUUAUGCAGUGAAUCUCAAUUUGAACAA
This is a messenger RNA of Piliocolobus tephrosceles (Ugandan red Colobus), 2030 nucleotides long. RefSeq names its product frizzled class receptor 4 (gene FZD4). The record is from RefSeq and is a predicted model, not a curated record. NCBI's taxonomy places the organism in Eukaryota, Metazoa, Chordata, Mammalia, Primates, Cercopithecidae. Gene Ontology annotation, molecular function: Wnt receptor activity; Wnt-protein binding. The transcript is spliced from 2 exons. The coding region runs from base 314 to 1927 and encodes 537 amino acids. Gene Ontology annotation, cellular component: plasma membrane. Gene Ontology annotation, biological process: retina vasculature morphogenesis in camera-type eye; non-canonical Wnt signaling pathway; canonical Wnt signaling pathway.